AUGACCUAUGUUAGUCUGCCACCACCGCCUGACUUGCUGUCGAUGGCUAAUGCCCCGACAUCCCCUACUCCAAGAACAUCAGCAGAGCCCCCAGACUCGAUUGUUGAUACGGUGCAUGUUCGUUCCAUUUGGGAUACUGCUGAUGGUAAAGUCUCGUUAUACUUAGGUCAAGCAAAUUCUCUCCUCGCUGAAGCACGGAAAUUGACAGAUAGUACGCGUCACUACCAUGCUAUUCAUCUUGCUUUGAAGAUGUUGACGCUUGCACUCAGACAUUGCACAAGCACCCCACAAAAGUUUGACAUCAUCAUCUCGAUUUUUGCGAUUUACAUUGAUGAUCUUGGCGAUAAUAUAAUGGCUGAGGAAUAUGCCAAUAAAGCUAUUGAACUUGUGAAUGACUCAGAUCGACCAGUGGUUGACUUUAACUUGGCUCGUGUUAUUUCACUUGUAUCGUCAAAUACCUUUGCCAUAAAUCAUAUAUCAAAGCAUACGUCAGGGUCAUUAACGGAGCUUUUGCGCAUUAGGUUGUUACUAGCUCUGCCGGCAUCUACAGAAACUGCAAAAAUAAGACUUGACAAGUUGAUUGCCUCAAACCACAGCAUGUCAUCCGAAUUCCUCGCGUACCUAUACGCGAUCAAAUCCGUUAUACUAUUGAAAACAGCAACUCCGACACAAGUCCUUGACCUAGAGUAUCCGCCUGUUGAAGCGCCUCAGUUAAUAGCCAUCAAAUAUUUGAUGAAACUUUUGGCGGCGGUGCGGGUCCCACUGAUUGACAAAAUACGGCACUAUAUCAAGAAAUUAAACCAUUUUAUUGGAUUUCAUCAACUGGGUGGUUGGAAUCGAUGGGAUAUGACAGGCGUAUUUGACUUGGAGCUACUCCAUGGUGCUGCCUUGAAAGUCGAAUGGCUUACCCCCUCGGAAUUGAUCAUCGUGUUUUACAUCAUUUCUGGAAUAGGGUACAUCACCAUGAAUGAAACCGGUAAACUGAUGAAAUCUUUCGAGAAAGCCAGGACUGUUGUGGAGAAGUCUUUGGUCAGACUCACCGAAGGUGAUGAACAAGCUCAUGGAUGUCAAAGUGAUAGUUUGCGGAGAAAAAUGACACACUAUAAAAUCUCAAUUAUUUUUUAUCAAGCGUGGUACAAUUUUAACCGAAACAAUUAUGAACUUGGUGAGUUAUCUGAUUUAUUAGAUCACUACAAUCAGAGAAAAUGUUCCUCCUUCGAAACUGAAGCCGUCGAGCAUUUGAGGCCACAAAUCUUAUAUUUGUUUGGGAUUUAUCAUAUGGCGAAACGACAAUACUCAAAGGCAGAGUCAUUUUUCGAAUUGAUAACUGAUAUGGAUGACGUAUUAGCCUUUGCUUCGUUACAACUUCUUAUUCUUGCAAAACAAUCGCAAGACGAAGGUCAGAAGAAACUCGAGUUUAUCAAAAUCCAAGAAUAUCUCAGCAACAUUCAUACAUCACGUUAUAACGGCACCACUAUGUUUGGCUUUUCUUACGAAGUUGUGAAGACCAUAUUUGCUGACAGUUUCAAUACAGAGUGUUUGGAGGUGGCCAUGAUGAACGACGCUGUAAAAGCAUUUCCAAUACUUCAUAAAAUUAUAGCGUUGUUGGUAAGCGAGCAAUCUAUGAACCCACAAUUGAAGCAACAGGCUUUGAUAUAUUUGCAAGAUUCAACUAUUUCAAAGGCCUCUGGCGAUGAGACUGAAACGAGAAUCAACGCUUUAAUUCUCGAAGUGCUAUUAAAUCAUUUCAAAGAAACCGGAGAUCAAGAUAAGUUUAAUUUAGCUGAAUUGCAGUUGAAGUAUUACAAGCGAGUGUUGAAUGAAUGA
Molecule: messenger RNA, 1827 nt
Organism: Diutina rugosa
Lineage: Eukaryota; Fungi; Ascomycota; Pichiomycetes; Serinales; Debaryomycetaceae
Exons: 1
Coding region: 1-1827 (608 amino acids)
Biological process (GO): mitotic sister chromatid cohesion
Source: RefSeq, a predicted model, not a curated record